Ectocarpus siliculosus is the source of this 1350-nucleotide messenger RNA. The record is from the annotation of a GenBank genome assembly. Lineage: Eukaryota; Phaeophyceae; Ectocarpales; Ectocarpaceae.
ACGAAGACACGGCACGUUUCCCGCUAAGACUAAACCAUGGUUCAGAGCUAUGAAGCGAAUGUCCAAUAUUCGGCUGCUCUGAAGCUGUCGCUCCUCUGCCUCGGAGGUGCGGCUGCGUUCAUGACGCCGCCUUCGCUGGUGACACAUCCCCGAGAAAUGCGCAGCAGCAGCAGUGCAUCGCGUCGAGCAGCCGCAGCUGUUGUGCCACGCGAACGCCGGUUCGUCUUCAACAUGGCGAAUGACGAGGCGAGGGAGUCUGCCGUAGCGGCAAGCGGCGCUGAAGAGGCUGCGGAAAAAGCAGCGAAGUUGAGGGCCUUUGCUGCGGAGCUCCGGUUGCAGGCGGAGGAGUUGGAGUCAAAGAGGGACUCGGAGAAGCAGCAGGCGGCGCAGGAGGCGUUCGAUUCUUUCGACACGAACGAUGACGGGACGGUGGACGUGAAGGAGUUGAUCGCAGGGUUGGAGGGGCAGCUCAGGAAGGACUUCAUCAAGCGCAUGACCAAGACGAUGAAGAGGAAGCCUUCCCCGGCUGAGGUCGACGAACGGAUUUCGGAAAUGCCCGGUGGUAGUCUGCUCCCGAUGGAGCUGGCGCAAAAGCUGAUCGAGAGUUACGACACCAACGGAGACGGAGUCCUCCAGCCGUCAGAGUUUGCCUCCAAGGCGGAUAUGCGGGUCAGGCUAGACAGCCUUUUUGCCGACCGUGCACAGGAGGCUCGGUUGGAAGCGGCCGCCGCAAGAGAGAGGGAAAUCGAGAACAGGGGGGCAGACAAAGCGCGGCAGGAAGCCAAGGCCAGGGGGCUAGCCCUACCAGAGGACUUCAACGACGGCCCCCCCACCAUCACAGACAAGCUACUGUCGGUCCUGCCGUACACUCUGCCUCUGAUGGACAGCCUCGUCUUCGGAGCCCACAUCUUCCAGACAUUCCCUACCCAGUUGAGCUUCUUGGAGCCUCUGGUGGCGAUUCUGCUUAUCUACCGGUCUCUUCCGUUUAGCGGACUGAUCCUGUUCUUCGGCCUGCAGUGGUUUGCUGCGAAGCCGGAGGUGAACAAGCUGGUGCGGUUCAACCUCCGGCAAGCGGUCAUCCUCGACAUCGCCAUGUUCUUCCCGUCCAUAUUCGCCUUCAUCAUCACGUCCGUCCUGGGCGAGGACUCGGCGAAACUCGCCCCCCUCGCGACCGUCUGCAACGACGUCAUCUUCGUGACGGUGGUGGCCUGCGUGCUGUACUCGAUAGCUUCGUCCGCCAUCGGGGUAUUGCCGGAGUCGUUGCCCAUUCUCGGGAAGAUGAACAGGGAGAGCACUCGCGCCAAGGAGGACGAUGGCGAGAAGGACGACGGCGAGAAAAGCGACGAGUAG